Molecule: messenger RNA, 2327 nt
Organism: Achroia grisella
Lineage: Eukaryota; Metazoa; Arthropoda; Insecta; Lepidoptera; Pyralidae
Product: thialysine N-epsilon-acetyltransferase-like
Exons: 4
Coding region: 140-661 (173 amino acids)
Molecular function (GO): N-acetyltransferase activity
Source: RefSeq, a predicted model, not a curated record
CGCAUGCGCAGCUGUUAUUUACUAUCCUGUAUUAUUUGCGGCAUCACAUUAUCAUCUACCUAACCUAUAUCCUAAAAAUAUUAUAAAUAUCAUAUUUCUUUACUGAGUUUGUAGAAUUAUAUACGAAUUGUUUCUUAAAAUGUCACAAAAAUAUGGUAAAGAUCUUGUAAUCCGUGACGCGAAAAAGGAAGAUAUGAAAGCAGUAGCUCAAAUGAUACAGGAACUAGCAGAUUUUGAAAAAAUGCCUAAUGGACCCAAAUUGUCUGUAAAAGAAUUAGAACAUGACGGCUUUGAAAGACAACCACCUGCAUUCAGAUGCAAGGUUGCUGAGGUGCAAAGUGCGAGGUCAUUGGUGGGGUAUGCUCUGUACUUCCCAACUUACUCCACUUGGGAGGGCGUGUCCAUGAUGUUGGAGGACCUGUACGUGCGGCCUGAGGAGCGGCGGCGUGGUGUCGGCAGGAGAUUGUUUGAUGCUAUUGCCAAAGAAGCAGUUGCCAGCGGUAGCUCUCGUCUAGACUUCCACGUGCUGGAGUGGAAUCCUGCUAGAACAUUCUACAAUGCUAAAGGUGCUGAGAACCUAACCAAGUCGGAACAGUGGUGCUACUAUCGUCUGAGCGGGCAGGCGCUGAAGGACUCCGCCCUCUCCUCCGGAGAGACAUGAAUAAAAACAAUAUGUGCUCGAAUCAUGUAUUUUACAUAGCAAUAGUACAAUCUGUACAUAAUAUUUCUGUUAUUGUAGCCUUAAGUACUGUGAUACAAUCUGUGCAAAGUUCGACUGUUUACAAGUCCUAUUGUAAUUCACUAAUUAAACCUAAUAUGUACAAAGUAAUUAUUUAAUAAAUGCCAUUUAUGCAACUAAACUAGCUCCUCGUUUAUCACAUCUCAUAGAGAGUGAUCUCACUAUGCAUUUAAAACUUUUUCGUUAUAAAUUAUCGUAAGAUAUUCCUGUCAAUUUUGUCCGCCAUCUUAAUUUCUAUCAUGGCGGGAAAUUGUAUGAUAUCAUAAAAGAAAAAUGAUAAUUUGGUCCGCCAUUUUAAUUUCUGUUAUGGCGGGAAAACAGUAUGUCAAAUGAAGAAAAAAGAUACGGAAGACGGCUGUAGGGGCUUAGACUCUUUGCCUUUCGUAUAAGGAUAAACAAAACUAAAAAAAAAUAAAUUAACAGCUUGUCGAUUGACAGAAAAUUAUAAAGAGACCAUUAUGUGAUAGAACUCCGCGGCUUGAAUUUUACUUAAAUAAACCUGUAAGCCGUGGAAUGUAAAUAGUGUAAAGUAGGCUCAAAUUAACUGUUUCAGACCGAACGGUACUGAAAACGCUGUUUGAUUACCGCAUGUUCACAGAACGCCGUUAUUUGCUGCUCAGAGUCUGAUAUGUGAGCGUACUCUACCUGUCUCACGGUCUGAUCUACUAAAAUCCAGGCCGUGGGUCUCCAGCUGUUUUCCUAGUUCUUACUCAUUGUUAAACUAUUUAGCUAACAUAUAUAGGUGUCGAUAUAAAUACUGUUUAAUACUUUAAUAGCAAUAUUAGCAUAUUCCAUAUUCACAAUAUUCAUCCACAACCAGAGCAUUAGCAGAUGUAUACUCAGUGUUAGUUAACAAUAAACGUAAUUUUUAACCAACAUUUAUUUAAAAGGACGACAUAAAAGCUUGCUUAUUCUUCUAUGGGCUAAAAAGGCUUGCUAUCCAGAGCCGUAAAAGAGUGCGUUCCGAAUGAGCGGUAGAAUUAAAAUUAAAUUAACAUAUGACUUAAAAAUGCUUAUAUUAAGUUUUUUUAAUAAAGAUUAUUUCUCUUCUAUUUGUUGAGGAUAAAUAUUAUGAAUUAAUGUUUUAAUAUAGUAUUAAAUAUAUACUAUAGUAAGUAAUAGUAGUUUCAUUAUAGUUUCAGUCGGUACCUACAUCUUCCUACGUAGAAAUACACAUAAAAUACAGUUGGUCUUAUUUAAAAAUAUUCGGGUAACAUGAAGUUUUAGAAUUCUAAAGAAAUUUCAUUAUUCAAAUAACUACUAUAACCAGUUAAGUACGUUAAAUGUGGCGUUCACAAUAUUUCUGACUACCCCAAUCUGGUGUAAGUCGUAAAGAUAUACUAUUAUUAUUGUCUAUAAUAAUUUAACAGUAUUUAUUAUCAUGAACACUAAAAAAAUCAAUACUGCACCAUUUAACUCGUUUCCUUUUGGUUUGGCCUACCAAAAGCAACUUUUUAUCAGUCAUUUCAAACAUUGAUUUAUUAUUUAAGAGGCAACAUAUUUAAAUUGUAGCUUAAUGAUUGUCAAUUAGCAUAGUAUAGAUGCUAUUUUGGUUAUAAAAUUUUAUAAUAUCUUGUGCUCGAUAUAA